Sinocyclocheilus rhinocerous is the source of this 603-nucleotide messenger RNA. RefSeq names its product splicing factor 3A subunit 1-like. The annotation marks the transcript as partial. Gene Ontology annotation, biological process: regulation of alternative mRNA splicing, via spliceosome; mRNA cis splicing, via spliceosome. The record is from RefSeq and is a predicted model, not a curated record. Gene Ontology annotation, cellular component: U2-type prespliceosome; catalytic step 2 spliceosome; U2 snRNP. Lineage: Eukaryota; Metazoa; Chordata; Actinopteri; Cypriniformes; Cyprinidae. The transcript has 6 exons. Gene Ontology annotation, molecular function: RNA binding.
GUUCAAGCACAGGUGAUCCAUGAGAGUGUGGUGCCCAAGGAGCCUCCACCUGAGUUUGAGUUCAUUGCCGACCCUCCCUCCAUCUCAGCCUUUGAUCUGGAUGUUCAAGCACAGGUGAUCCAUGAGACGGUGGUGCCCAAGGAGCCUCCACCUGAGUUUGAGUUCAUUGCCGACCCUCCCUCCAUCUCAGCCUUUGAUCUGGAUGUAGUGAAGCUGACCGCACAGUUUGUCGCCCGAAAUGGCCGCCAGUUUCUCACGCAGCUGAUGCAGAAGGAGCAGAGGAACUUCCAGUUUGACUUUCUUCGACCACAGCACAGCUUGUUUAACUACUUUACAAAACUGGUGGAGCAAUAUACAAAGGUUUUAAUCCCUCCAAAAGGUCUUUUUCUGAAACUGAAGAAGGAAGCCGAGAAUCCUCGUGAGGUCUUGGACCAGGUGAGGUAUCGUGUGGAGUGGGCCAAGUUCCAGGAAAGAGAGAGGAAGAAGGAAGAGGAGGAGCGAGAGAAGGAGAGAGUGGCUUAUGCUCAGAUUGACUGGCAUGACUUUGUGGUGGUGGAGACUGUGGACUUUCAGCCACAUGAGCAAGAACUUUGGUUCAGUUAG